Molecule: messenger RNA, 623 nt
Organism: Cucurbita moschata (crookneck pumpkin)
Lineage: Eukaryota; Viridiplantae; Streptophyta; Magnoliopsida; Cucurbitales; Cucurbitaceae
Product: photosystem I subunit O
Exons: 4
Coding region: 59-502 (147 amino acids)
Source: RefSeq, a predicted model, not a curated record
UCCCUCACUUCCACUACAUACCAAUCCCAAACCCUAAUCCGCACAAUCCCUCCCAAAAAUGGCGUCCGCCUUCGCUACCUCCUCCUCCGUCGUCGGCCUCGGAAGCUCCUCCCUCUCCUCUCCUUCCUCCAGAUCUCCCCGUCUCGUCUCCGAGUUCGUCAAGCCUCCCGUGGUCGCGAGGAAUCCGUUCGGCGUGCCGCGUUCAUUCGGCGGAAGGAUCACCUGCUUUCAGAGAGAUUGGCUGAGGAGAGAUCUGAAUGUGAUCGGAUUUGGACUCAUCGGAUGGAUUGCACCGUCGAGUAUCCCGGUGAUCGACGGGAAGAGCUUGACGGGGCUCUUCUUUGAGAGCAUUGGAACAGAGCUUGCGCAUUUCCCGUCUCCACCGGCCCUCACUUCUCAGUUCUGGCUGUGGCUGAUUACGUGGCACUUGGGUCUGUUCAUUACGCUGACAUUUGGACAAAUAGGGUUCAAGGGGAGGACCGAAGACUAUUUUCAAAAGUGAAAAAUGUAAUAAUUGUUAUUAUAGGAAAUGUAAUUUCAGUUUUUAUUCUUCAUGUUUAUUACUUUAUUAAGUUAUCAACUAGUGUUUAGUGUUUGAAUAAUUAUCAUUUUCUUCGCCUUUU